GCUGCUGCUGCCGCUGCCGCCGCCCCGUCGCUCUUGGGCCGGCUCGCCGUUUGAUGGAUCCCCGGAUCGCCUGGUUCCAGCCAGAGCAGCUCGGGCCCUCGAACCGCCUGUGGAUGCAGAUUUGGGAGACCACGCAAGGGGUCCGCAACCUCUACUUCCAGCAGCAGCACCAGCAGCAGCAGCAACAACCACCCCAGCCGGCUGCCGCCGCCGCCGCCCCGGCCUCGUCGUCUUCCUCCUCCUCGUCCUCCUCGUGCAGCAGCAGCAGCAGCAGCUCCCCGUCGACCCCCGUGGCCGCCGCCUCUGCUUCGUCCCCCCCGCCGCCGCCCGGCAUGUCCCGCGUCCCGCGUGGCGGCGACCCGCAGCCCGACUUCCUGCCGCUGGAGACCGCCGGCCUGCCCCACCACCACCACCAUCAUCACCAUCACUACCACCAGCAGCAGCAGCCUCCCCCGCGGCGGCAGGCCUCUCCGCAGCCUCCCGCCUGGGCAGCCCGGCCCGGCGGCGUCCAAGCGAGCCCCGCUGCCCCGGGCGCGGCCUCCUCCUCCUCCUCUUCUUCUUCCUCCGUUCCCGCCGCGUCUUCGUCGGGCUCCUCCGCCGCCGCGGGGCCUUCUCCGGCCGCCGCGGCCUCGGCUCCCCGUGCGGCUUCGCCCGCUGCUCCGGCUGCCUCGGCCGCCGCCGCUGAUGCCGCUGCGGCGGCGGCGGCGGCGGCCAGCAACAAGAGGAAACGGGACAACAAGGCCAGCACUUUCGGCUUCAACUGCACGCUGCUGCUGGGCCCCGCCGGGGAAAGCGGCGGGACGGCUUUGGGGAACGGGCCCUUGGGGAGGCCGCCGUGCGGGCCGGAGGAACCGGCCUACACCGGCACCCCGUGGAAGAAGACGAAUUACAGCCCCGGCGUGGUGGGCCUUCACGAAGAAAUCAAUGACUUCUACAAGUACAUGUCUCCUCGACCCGAAGAAGAAAGGAUGCGGAUGGAGGUGGUGAACAGGAUAGAAAACGUAAUAAAGGAACUCUGGCCCAAUGCGGAUGUGCAGAUAUUUGGAAGUUUUAAGACUGGUUUAUAUUUACCUACUAGCGAUAUUGACUUAGUGGUGUUUGGAAAAUGGGAGACUUUGCCACUGUGGACCCUGGAAGAAGCACUUCGAAAGCACAACGUGGCUGACAAAGGUUCAGUGAAGGUUUUAGAUAAAGCCACUGUUCCUAUCAUUAAACUGACAGACUCCUUUACUGAGGUAAAAGUGGAUAUCAGCUUUAAUGUACAGAAUGGGGUAAAGGCUGCCUAUCUCAUCAGAGAUUUUAUUAAGAAAUAUCCUGUAUUGCCAUAUUUAGUUUUAGUAUUGAAACAGUUCUUAUUGCAAAGGGACCUCAAUGAAGUAUUCACAGGUGGAAUUGGAUCCUAUAGUCUUUUUUUAAUGGCCGUCAGCUUCCUCCAGCUACAUCCCCGGGGGGAUGCCUGCACCCCCAAUGCCAAUUACGGCGUCCUUUUAAUAGAAUUUUUUGAAUUAUAUGGCCGUCAUUUCAACUACCUGAAAACGGGAAUCCGAAUCAAGGAUGGGGGUUCCUACGUCGCCAAGGAUGAAGUUCAGAAGAAUAUGCUAGAUGGUUACAGACCAUCAAUGUUGUAUAUUGAAGACCCACUACAACCAGGCAAUGAUGUUGGAAGGAGUUCUUAUGGCGCCAUGCAAGUGAAACAGGCCUUCGAUUACGCAUAUGUAGUUCUGAGCCAUGCCGUCUCCCCGAUAGCUAAAUGUUACCCCAACAAUGAAAGCGAAAGUAUAUUAGGAAGAAUAAUCCGAGUUACGCAAGAAGUUGUGACGUACAGAGAAUGGAUAUCCAAACAGUGGGGAAUCCAGAAUAAUGCAGAGACGUCGUGCAAUGGUAACGGAGUAACAUUAAUAGUGGAUAAUCAACAGCUGGACAAAUAUAACAACAAUCUUUCUGAAGAGAACCAGUCACAAGGAAAACCGAGAAGUAAAACUUUGGAGACCCCAAGCAAACAUUCAUCAAACUCUUCCUCAGGCCCUUUGUCCUCAUCGUCAUCCACGCUCUCCAGCUCCAGCGAUGUGGAGUCGGACGGCACCCCAUGCAAAACCUCAAAGCAGCUGGGCUCCUGCCAGACUUCGGCAAACCGAUUGGUCCCUCAGGAGAUCUCCCUCGGGUCCUCUCAGCUGAGCGGCAAAAUGCCAAGUAGCCAAACCGUGAACGCAUCCAAUGUGACAAAUAAGUCCCAGCACGGAUCCAUGAGGCUCUUGCGCACUUCUUCUUCCAACAAAAGCAUCCAAGGUCCAGGAAAUUCCAGCCAUGGUACCUUGGUGACGAACAAACAGUACCAGGGCACUAAGCCACAACCAUUUUACCACGGGAAAAAAAGGAAACACAAGAGGGACGCUGCGCUUUCAGAGUUAUGUAGAUAGUUUUCCUAUCUCGACGGUUGGACUUCUUUCCCUCCCCUCCCCUGUGUGCAAUGCUCUCUCAUGCUACGAGAAUUAACUUGGACAAAACGAUUUCCAAGAUCCUUCUGGAGUCUGAAGACUGUUGGAACGUUGAUUAGCAACGCAUUUUAGUUUUAGUUUAUUUUUUUAAAUUUGUUUUUUCCAGCUCGCCACGAAAAAAAACGAUCAUGAAGACUGAAUAACUGCAAAAAAUAUAUAUAUAUAUAUAAUAAAAAAUAAAAAGUGGGUGGGAGGGAGGAGGAGGAGGAAGAGGACAAGGCUGCUUCUCCAGUAAAUCAUAUGCUACAACAGGGUUGUUUAGAUAUAUAAAAAGCUUGAAUGUAAAAUAAAUAUAUCCCAUCAGCUUUGGGAGCUGACUUCUAGGGGUAGAUAAUAGUGUAUUUAAAGGUUUGGUAAUUAACUGAAAUAAAACAAAAGGAUUUAAAAAAAAACAAAAACAAAAAUACAAAAAAACCCAGGAGGAAAAUGUAAUUUGAGGGCAAUCCAAAGUUCAAAAAAGAGAGUGAAUCCUCGCAUGAUAAUUUUAAAAAUUAUUUUUUUUUGCAAACGUCCGCCAUUUUAUUGUGUAUAUAUAUAUGACCAUAGGGCAAAUUUGACCAUUUGUAAUAGUGGAUUUGUUAAAUACUUUCUACAUAACAUUUACCGUUUUAAAUUCAUAGAAAAAAUUUCUUCCCCUCUCCCCGACGAUGCGUUUUCAUUGAAAAAACAACCUCAACAAAAGUACCGAGAGCUGAAUUGUCAUCUGAACAACGGACAAAUGUAGCGAAUGAUUAACAGUUCAGCAUUUUGUGAUGUUUUUUUUUCCCUUUCAGCAUUGAAAUCAUUUAAUAGCACAUUGACCUGAGAGGGCACAAAUUGGUUCUCCGAAGGAAAAAAAAGGAAAAAUAAUCAAAAGAAGAAGAUCGAUGCCAGGGCAAAUGCUUGUUUAUAAAAUAUACAAAUACCAUCUAUUGUCAACUCUGAUCUUGCAUUCCACUCUGGGGAAGGAAAACAAAAACAGACUUAAAAUUCUCUUUUUUUUUUUUAAAGUGCCAUCAUCACUCAGGCGAUGGGAUAUUCCAGGUUAGCUUUCAUGGGAAAUCAUGGUUUGUUUGCUUUCAAAAUAGGAAACCCAGUUAACUUUAUUAAAGGAAGGGAUAUGUGUUGCUGAGUUAAGGGGGACAAAACUCAGCCUGUUGAUGACCUCUGUAUUUUAAGUCUUCCUUGUAAAAUCCCUCUGAUGUGUUUCCACAUGCGUUGGGCUACAAUUUUCAUUACACUUAAUGCUGGCUGAGGCAAUGAGAGUUGUAAAUCAACAUUUUUGUUUUUAAAAAAGCACUAGAUUGGGGGAAAGGUGGUGUAAUUCCAAUUUUAUUUUAUUUUUCUGCAUGCUUUUAUCCUGAAUUUCUUUUUUUAAAGAAAAAAAAUUUCCCUUCUCUUGCAGCUUUAUAGCUUUCCCUUUAAAAAAGAAAAAGUAAGGAGAAUUGUUAAUGCACAUGGUUGAAUUGUUUUCUUUUCUCUUUUAAGAAAAAAAAAAAAACCUGAAUGUUACCUCAUUCCCUUUUCAGAGAUUUUUUUAAAUCCACCCUUAAAGAGAGAAUUAAAAGAGUCUCCAAUAAUGGGACGGCAUCGUCUAGUGCUGUUUAAAGGGGCAACAAGCCGUGUUAAUUCUUCCUGAAAUUCUCCCACUUCCUAAGAUGGUUUCCUAGCUCAGGCAGGCCUUGGAUUUUAAGACAGAAGUGGAAAUUUGUGUUGUGAAUGCAGAAUGGAAGGAGUUGAAUCGCAGUCACUUGCUUUAUCUGAAGAAAAGGAAAAA
Notechis scutatus (mainland tiger snake) is the source of this 4251-nucleotide messenger RNA. RefSeq names its product terminal nucleotidyltransferase 4B (gene TENT4B). Gene Ontology annotation, biological process: polyadenylation-dependent ncRNA catabolic process; RNA 3'-end processing. The record is from RefSeq and is a predicted model, not a curated record. Gene Ontology annotation, molecular function: poly(A) RNA polymerase activity; mRNA binding. Lineage: Eukaryota; Metazoa; Chordata; Lepidosauria; Squamata; Elapidae. Gene Ontology annotation, cellular component: nucleolus; TRAMP complex.